Messenger RNA from Trichoderma atroviride IMI 206040, 792 nucleotides. RefSeq lists its product as uncharacterized. NCBI's taxonomy places the organism in Eukaryota, Fungi, Ascomycota, Sordariomycetes, Hypocreales, Hypocreaceae. Gene Ontology annotation, cellular component: mitochondrial inner membrane. Gene Ontology annotation, molecular function: lipid binding. Gene Ontology annotation, biological process: ubiquinone biosynthetic process. The record is from RefSeq and is a predicted model, not a curated record.
AUGUCCUCCUCGUCUUCCCUGCCCAGGGCCGCAGCUCGUCUGGCGAGAUCGGCUCGCCGCCCAAUUGCCCGCCACGCAGCGCCGACACCUUCGUCCCGCAUCUGGCAAAAGAGCUGCUACCACUCCUACGACCACCCUCCUCCGCCAGGGCCCUUUGGUACCGUCGACAGGGCCAUCCUCGCCGCCGCCUACAAGCACAUUCCCGAGCAUGGCUUCUCCCUGCGCGCCAUUGGCCUCGGUGCCCGCGAUGCCGGAUACCCAGACAUCAGCUCCAGCAUCCUACCCGAUGGCCAGUUCAGCCUGAUCCACUACCAUCUCGUCAUGCAGCGCGAGCGACUGGCUGAGAAAAGCCAAGAGCUUCUCAAGGAUGAGUCGCUGGCAAGCGUCAAUGACAAAGUCGCCGCCUUGACCUGGGAGCGGCUGAUGGGCAAUAAGGAAACUAUACACAGAUGGCAAGAGGCCUUGGCCAUCAUGGCCCAGCCAAGCCAUAUGCCUACAUCGCUAGCAGAGCUGGCCACCUUGUCAGACGACAUCUGGUUCCUGGCCGGCGACAAGGCUGUCGACCCUUCAUGGUAUACCAAGCGGGCGGCCCUUUCCAUGGUCUACAGCUCCAGCGAGCUGUUCAUGACUAAUGACACAUCGCCCUCCUUUUUGGAAACCAGAAAGUUUUUGGAUAGGAGGCUGGACGAGGUCCAGUCCGUUGGAGGAACUGUAGCAUCCAUGGGACAAUGGGCCGGCUUCACGCUGAAUGCGGGCAUCAACGUCCUGAGAAGCAAAGGAGUUCCUAUCUGA